This is a messenger RNA of Homalodisca vitripennis (glassy-winged sharpshooter), 844 nucleotides long. RefSeq names its product myosin regulatory light chain sqh (gene sqh). Gene Ontology annotation, molecular function: calcium ion binding; myosin heavy chain binding. The coding region runs from base 139 to 663 and encodes 174 amino acids. Gene Ontology annotation, cellular component: cytoplasm; myosin II complex. The transcript is spliced from 4 exons. Gene Ontology annotation, biological process: locomotion; post-embryonic development. The record is from RefSeq and is a predicted model, not a curated record. NCBI's taxonomy places the organism in Eukaryota, Metazoa, Arthropoda, Insecta, Hemiptera, Cicadellidae.
AAAAUAUAAGAAGUUAAACAAUUUCUGACUAAGUGUGUGGCCAGCCUUACUGAGAAUAUUGUCGUCAGCUGCCACUGGGAAAAGUGAAUCAUCAGUUAAGGUGUUGGUCCAGUUGUCAAAUAUUUCAACGAAAGAAGAAUGUCUUCCAGGAAAACCGCAGGUCGAAGGGCAACCACUAAGAAGCGUGCUCAGAGAGCAACUUCCAAUGUGUUCGCAAUGUUUGAUCAGGCACAGAUUCAAGAGUUUAAGGAAGCUUUCAAUAUGAUUGAUCAGAACAGGGAUGGUUUUGUUGACAAAGAAGAUCUACAUGAUAUGCUUGCUUCUUUGGGCAAGAAUCCCACCGACGAGUAUCUGGAAGCCAUGAUGAAUGAGGCACCAGGACCCAUCAACUUUACUAUGUUCCUUACACUGUUUGGGGAGCGGCUGCAAGGAACCGAUCCUGAAGAUGUAAUUAAAAAUGCUUUUGGGUGCUUUGAUGAAGACAACAAUGGUUACAUCAAUGAAGAGCGACUACGUGAACUGCUCAUUUCCAUGGGGGACCGGUUCACAGACGAAGAUGUGGAUGAGAUGUACAGGGAAGCACCUAUCAAGAAUGGUAUGUUUGAUUACAUCGAGUUUACUCGCAUACUGAAACAUGGAGCCAAGGAUAAGGAUGAACAAUAAAAAACCAACAAUAUAUUCCAUGUUUGAAAUCUUUUGUUGAAUAUAAAAUGUGUUACCGUUUAAGCAUUUUUAAUAAAUUAUUUUUUUAAUGUUGCAUACAAUGUCAAAUCUUGUUAUCAUCAGUCAUGUAUUUUACAUUAGCAUUUAAGGACAUUUUCAUAAACAGAACUUUUAUAAUUUG